Messenger RNA from Gadus chalcogrammus (walleye pollock), 2128 nucleotides. It is a transcript of the gene paqr4a, whose product is annotated as progestin and adipoQ receptor family member IVa. The record is from RefSeq and is a predicted model, not a curated record. NCBI's taxonomy places the organism in Eukaryota, Metazoa, Chordata, Actinopteri, Gadiformes, Gadidae. Gene Ontology annotation, molecular function: signaling receptor activity. Gene Ontology annotation, cellular component: membrane. The transcript is spliced from 3 exons. The coding region runs from base 1139 to 2062 and encodes 307 amino acids.
CAUCCCCGUGGCGGUCUCCUCAUUGAACCUCUUCCAUUCGCCAGCCCGCUCCCUCCGCAGCCUCUCCCGUCAGGAGAGCCACACCACGUCACAGCCUCCGGUGGUGUCGCUCCCACACCGCGCCGUCUCCACAGCGCUGCGGGCUCCUGGUACCGAAAGGCCGGGUCCGAGACGGGAUAUGUUCUGGAAAUAAAUACACAAUGGAAACAGUGGUGGGAGGCAGUCGAUCGUUUUAUUUUUUUAUCGAAUAGCACCCUUGACUUUGAGGAUAUUACAUAGACCGAUCCAUCGGGCAUUGUCUGGAAUCUGCCGGCUCAAAUCUCAGCCUCGGCGCUCAGCGAGGGCAUGCCCAGGACGGCUGCUGCUAGCCGGCUGCUACCGCUAGCACCGCCCGGUCACCCCGACCGCCGCCGCCCGGUCGUCCGUCCCAGCAUCAAAGCAACUGGUCUUGCCCGCGUUGUUUAGCCCGCAGACACAAUCCGGAUCUGGACAUGAACACACGACCACGGAUCGUUCUCCAGGCAGAGCGGUCUUCUUGACCUCCACUCGCAGACCAACGAGCAAGACCGACACUGCUGGCAUCCAGAGAGAAGGGUUAUUCAACACUUGUAUGCAGCAUCAGUGUGAGGGGUGGGUGAUCGGAGGCAGGUAGCACGCUGUUAACCCCGGACCCCCCCCCCAACCACUCUCCCAUCCCCAACCCCUCUCCCCUCUCUCCCUCCCCGGCUGGGCACUUGCAUGGAUCCGCGGGAUGAUCCUGCAGCCAUCGAUGGACGUGUCCGGGUCUCUGCCCGUUUGGCUCAUUUGGUUUGCUAAACACCCCCCGGCUUCUCCUUCUCCUCCUUCUUCUCCUGCCUGCCGCAGCUUAUAAAGACCACUGAUGCUCGAUGCCAAAUGUGAUGACCCUCACGGACCCGCACCAUGCACGGGGUUGGCCGUGUUUUCGUCGACCCCCGCGGAUGACACGCGUGCGGUUCUCCGACUCGACCAGCGGCCAGCGAGCGACGCCGUCGCCGGGCAGCGGUGACCACGCAGCGGCGUCGGAGGGCUCCCCCGACCGCUAGCCCCGCACCGUAGCCCCACAGCGGGCUAUGUGGCUAACUGCACAAUACAAACACAUCGGUCACCGGCAGCACCAAUGGUGCCCAGUACGUUUUUAAUCGCAAUAUUCCUCCUGAAUUUGUAUAUAGGUGUACAGUCUUUUUUCUACGUGUUUUGGGGCAUCGUUUUGACCGUGAUGGUCGCCAUGGCGUUCCUGAGCGGACCCAGGCUGUUGGACUGGGCCAGCUCUCCUCCCCACCUGCAGUUCAACAGAUACGUCCUCACCGGGUACCGGCCGGUCUCCUCACUGCCCGAGUGCGUGAGGAGUCUGUUUUACCUCCACAAUGAGUUGGGGAACAUCUACACUCACGGCAUCCCACUGGUGUGCUUCCUGGUGCUCAUGCCCCUAAACAUCCCCUGGUCCCAGAUCAGUGUCACCUGGCUGGGCGUGGUCCACUUCCUGGCCUGCCUCUCUCCCCAGCUGGGCUCGGUGGUCUACCACCUCUUCAUGAACCACGAGGGCGGCGAGCCCGUCUACCACACCCUGCUGAAGCUGGACAUGUGUGGGAUAUGUAUGAUCAACACACUGGGUGCCCUCCCCAUCGUGUACAGCACGCUGCUGUGCUACCCCUUCACGCGCACCCUGGCGCUGAUCACCUACAUCGUGCUCUCCAGCUACGCCAUCUACUGCGCCGUCACGGCCAGCAGCAGCGUGCGCCGCCUGCGCUCCUUCGCCUGGCAGCUGCUCUUUCGCUUCACCUUCUUCCUGCUGCGGUGGGCGGGCGUGGGCGGCGGCAGCCCCACCUCGCUGCGCCACUUCCUCACCAUGGACGCGCUGGCCGUGCUGGGCGGGAUCAUCAACAUCACGCGCAUCCCCGAGCGCUUCAGCCCGGGCCUCUUCGACUACUGGUGCAACAGCCACCAGAUCAUGCACGUGUUGGUGGUGGGCUCCAUCCUGUACCUGCACUGGGGCGUGCUGGACGACCUGCUGUGGAUCAACAGCUACCACUGUCCGGACUGACUGGGGGGCCGAGCCCCCGCCCCUCCCCUCUGAAUCCCCUCUGACGGAGGCGGGGGGGCCAGGGAU